AUGGACAACAAUAUUCUCUCCUUGUUGGGCUUGAUAGCGUUCCUGUUAAGCCUGUCUACUCCUGAACAUGGGGUACUGGUUCUAUCUUGUCCAGAGUACCAAGAGGGCUUUGACGGAUCCUGCUAUGAAUUUGUGGUUAUACAGCGUACUUUCCUCAGUGCACAGAGUUGGUGUGAGCGGGGUGGUGGACACCUUGCCUUUAUCCUGAAUGAUGAAACCCAGCAGUUCCUUCAGAAGCACCUGCAGCCGGAGAAGGACUGGUGGCUGGGUUUGGCACCUGCCUCUGUGAGCCUAAAACUGGACUUUGCUGCUGAGGGUCCACUCUCCUGGCUUGAUGGCUCUGAUAUCAGCUAUUCUAACUGGUUGAAUGACCCUGUUCCAGGAGCUCGUUGUGCCCACAUCCUGAGGAACUCUGGGUUUCAGUGGGAGGCAACAGACAACUGUAGCCAGCAGCUGCAUUUCAUCUGCCAAUUUGGCAUUCUGUACAACACCAUGAUCAAGAUCCAGAUCAACAUCAUGCAACUGGCCAAAGGUCAGAAAACCAUCAUCAUUCAUGAGCCCAUUGGGGAGUUUGGUGUCCUCAAGUGCUACAGCAUGAAUCAGUCAACAGAUGCCAGGAACUGCAAGGCCCUGUAUGGCAGCCCCUUUCAAAUCCAAGUUGAAGUAGAAGCAGGUACAAAUGUGACCUAUGAAAUCCACAGUGGUAAGAUGUUGGUGGCCAGUUCAUCAGCAAACAGAGGAAACAUCUCCCACAACAUCACUGUGGGUCCAGAUGUAGAGCUACAGCUGGGCUCCGGCUGCCACCAGCUGACACUUCAUGCCUCUAAUGGGGUCUCAGUCUUGGGCAAGUCCAUUGAGCUACAGGUGUGUCUGCUGGAGCCUGUGGAGGGCCUGCUGGCUUCACUCAUGGCUGAAUGUUCAAAAGCAGACCUUUAUAUUAGUGUCUCUCUAGAACGGGGGGCACCAGUGCAGCUCCUCUUCCAGGUGUCUGGAACCAAUGACAGUCUGUCUGAGACCAGGGACAUGCAAACCACCAGCAUGCAGGUCCACCAUAUCUCAACCACUAUCCAAGGUGAUUUUCAAGUGAAAGUAAAAGCCUGGAAUUACUUCUCCCACAUGGAUUUUGAUGUGGGGAAUAAAACAGCUGCUUGCCACAAAACUUCUGACCUCAUGCAGCAUGAUCAUGGAAACAAAGACACAGUGCAAAACUGCUACAAAAACGCAGGGAGAAAGCCACUAAUGGAAAUAGAAGUUCUUGAUGGUCAAGAAAAAUACAUAGUCAAGCGGAAGUACCUGAAACAAGCUUCAGAUAGGUUUCAAACUGUCAAUGUGAUUGCUUAUAGUAAGAAGACUUUUGAAUAUGCCAAGUACACCAUUCAGAUACCAGGUGCUACAAAACCUCCACCAGCUAAUACCAAGCCAACUGUAACCACUGCUCCAGCUGUCACCUUAAGUCCCCCUUCUUGUAGUAUUCUCCCUCUGAAAGGCACAGUUUUGGAUCCUUUCAAUGUCACCUGCAGCACCCCUGCAUCCUGCCAAAAUGGCAUUGACUGCCAAUAUUGUUUUAAAACUGACCAUGGUGGAUAUCUGCGAUGCAGUUCUACAAAUGAAGUAACAUCAAUCUUUCUACCACUUGGGGAGAUGAGCAGCAACUACAGCCUUUUGAUAGUUGUGACUGUAACACAACUGAACACAAAAACCAUGGGAAGUACCACAAUCAGGACUGAGGUUUGGCCAGCCAGCUCCAGAACCCCAAUACAGGCUCUCCAGUCUACUGUGGAAGACACAGUAGCUAUUCUAGAGCAGCAAGUGACACUAUCUGGAGAGGCCCUUGGACAACUGUUCCAGUCUGUGUGUGACAUGCUAAAUGAAGGUUCCAGAGGGGAGAAAAAUGACAGGAUCAGGCUGCGAGGACUGAUGCUGACAAGUAUAAUGAAAGCAUUGGAGAACACCUCUAGCAGUUUAACUCCUCAGACAGUGCAGGUGACGGCCAGAGCUGUGGCAGGACUCACCAGCAAGGGGGAUGAGCUUAGUGCCAAUUCUCAGCUACAAGCAAGCGUCCUGGUGGUAAAUCUCAGUUCUUCCCUCCUGUCCAUGAAUGUCAGUGAGGAUGGUGGUGAGGUGAUGAUGGAUGCAGCUACGCAAAUUGUGGAGGCAGUCAGCAAUAUCCUGAAUGUCUGCUUAAACGUGAGUUCACAGAAAGAAGUCUCCCAGUUACUUUUCAUGAGCAUGGACAAUGUGCAGAGUGCACUUUUAAAAGGGAGGAAAGUUGAUGAAGCUCCUGUGAUUGUCAGCAGCGCUCAGAUCAGUGUGUUUGUGAAAAGAGUAUCACCCAAAAUGAUUCAGAUGCAAUCUAUAAACAUCCCAGACAGCUCCUCAGCCAGCUUUUCCUUCCCACCCCUGGAUGCUGAUGUCCUUCCUCCAGAUAAACCAGUGGAUGUGAGAAUGCAGAGUUUGAAGAAUAACCCAUUUUCAUGGAAUGAGGAGAAAGAUAUUAGUGGCACUGUUGGUUCUGUCUCACUGACAAGAGAAAAUGGUUCUAUCAUCCCCAUAGAGAACCUAUCUGAGGAGAUUGAGGUCCUCUUGCCAAGGCCUGAAGGAGAGCUGGCAAACAGCACAAUAAUGUACCUGGGAAACCACAGCACCCUGAAGGUUGACAUCCCUUCAUCGGAUGUAACAUUGGUGCUAAAGAUUGAACCAUCCAGGGACAUGCCCUUCCAACUGUUCCUGGGAUAUAAGUACUACCCAAAUAAUAAGCAAUAUAUUGCCAAGACCCAAAUGCCUCUGCAGAGCAACACGCAAGAGGAGAGAUACACCUGGGUCCUGGGUCCCAGUGAAUUGUCAGGAAAUGUUGGGGUCCAUUAUGUUGUGUUGAUUCCCAUUGUGAAUCCAGGGAUUCAAUCCGUCAAUGCCACUGUGACUGUUAUCUCCAUUGUUGCUCAGUGCAAGUAUUGGGAUGAAACCAAAUACACCUGGAAACAAGAUGGCUGUAAAGUUGGUCCUAUAACUUCAUCAUUGGUCACCCAGUGCUUAUGUAACCAUUUGACCUUCUUCGGGAGCUCCUUUUUCGUCAUGCCCAACCUUGUGGAUGUUUCACGCUCAGCUCAGCUCUUUUCCACCUUUGCCAAAAACCCUGUGGUGGUGUGCUUUGUUGGGGCCAUCUUCAUAGCUUAUCUCCUGGUGGUCAUGUGGGCACGCAGGAAGGACAUCCAUGACACAAUCAAAGUGAAGGUGACAGUGCUGGAAGACAAUGACCCAUUGGCUGAGUACCGUUACAUGCUGAAUGUCAGCACUGGGCAUCGGCGUGGUGCUUCCACCUCCUCUCAGGUUACCGUUAUAUUACUGGGCACAGAGGGAGAGAGUGAGCCACAUCACCUCACCGACCCUGACAAGCCUGUCUUUGAGAGAGGUACAGUGGAUACCUUCCUGUUGACCACACCCUUCUCCCUGGGGGAGCUGCUGAGCAUCAGGCUGUGGCACGACAACUCAGGGGGGCACCCUGCCUGGUACAUUAACAAAAUUUUGGUGCAAGAUGUAGAGACUGGAAAGAAGUGGCACUUCCUGUGUAACUCAUGGCUGGCCAUCAGUAUGAACGAGUGCACUCUGGAUAAAGUUUUCCAUGUAGCCACAGAGACAGAGUUGAGGACAUUCAGUAACCUGUUCUUCAUGAGGAUGGCAAGGGAUUUCUGUGAUGGCCACAUCUGGUUUUCUGUGAUCAGCCGCCCCCCAACGAGCACCUUCACAUGUGUCCAGCGAGUGUCCUGCUGUUUUUCUCUACUCCUUUGCACCAUGCUGACCAACAUCAUGUUCUGGGGCAUCCCUACCAACCCCUCUGAACAGACAAUGGAUCUGGGUCAUAUUGAGAUCACUUGGCAGCACGUGAUGAUUGGCAUUCAGAGUUCAAUCCUAACGUUUCCGAUUAAUCUCAUCAUUGUGAGUAUCUUCAGAAGCACCCGUCCCCAAAAGAAGCCUGAAAAGUCCACAAGGGUGUCCAAGCAAGGAAAGAAUGGCAAUAAGUCCUCCUCACAAGCCCCAUCACCAAAAUGGGACAGAGAACUCAUGGUAGACACAGUCGUCAAGGACCUAAAGAAGAUUGUGCAGUCACUCUCCAAGGCUAUGAAAAGACCUGUUCCAUGGCAGGAGUUAGAGUUCAGUCCUGGAAAACAAACUGAUAUCAACUCUCUGCUCUCUCUGGUGGAAGAAACAAUCUGGCAGCAGUAUCGAGAUGGUAGGCUGCCUCUAAGAAAGGAGCUCUCUCAUCUUCCCACUAGGGGCAAGAAUAGUGUUUCUGAGAGCCCAGAGAAGACUAUGGAUGGAAGCCGAAAACUGAGCCUCAACAGCCAGUUUCUAUACAAGCAGUUACGUCACCUAGAGAAGCAGCUGCAUCUACUGGGACCAUCCCACUUCCCCAACCAAGACUGUUACCACAGGGCAGUGGAGCAGCUGCAGGGCAUGAAUGGACUGCUAGAGCCUUUCAGCAUUGGAGGGGACCUGCUGGUACGAAGCAAUGGGGAUCCAGAGACCAGUAAUGGGGAUAGUGGCAGGAAGAAGUGCUGUCAGGGCGGCCUUCCCUGGUGGUUUGUGAUUAUCGGCUGGAUUCUGGUGUUGGCCACCAGUGGAGUAUCGGGGUACUUCACUAUGAUUUAUGGGCUGACCUACGGGAAGGACCGCUCUAUAAGCUGGUUGAUCUCCAUGGUUGUAUCGUUCUUUCAGAGCCUCUUCCUCACUCAGCCACUAAAGGUGUUAGGCUUUGCGGCCUUCUUUGCUCUUGUUCUGAAGAAAGUUGAUCAGGAGGAAUAUGGAGAUCCACAAAUCAAGGAGGCACUCAGAAACCCAGAUGACCCUGAUGCAGUGCAGGCUUCCAGGAGGGAUAGCACAUGUAGCUUCUAUCAGCCCCCUCCUCCCUCAGACAUUGAGAGGAUGAAAAACAACAUGAUUAAGGAGCAGAAAGUAUUUGACAUUAUCAAAGAGAUUAUAGCCUACAUGGGGUUCAUGUGGAUGUUACUCCUGGUGGCGUACAGUCAGCGCGACACAAAUGCUUUCUUCCUGAAUCAGCACAUUCGGCAGAGCUUCAGCCAAGGGAUCUCAGACAGCAUGACCCUCAGUGAUGUGUUCACCUGGGCAAAUACUUCUCUUCUCAGCAACCUCUUUGGAGUUUACCCAGGUUUCAUCACAGAUGGGAACUCCAAACUGGUUGGUAAUGCCCAUCUUCGCCAGGUGAGGGUGCAGAAGAACUCCUGUGGCGUUGCUCACUCCAUGCGCCAGGCUGUACCAGACUGCAAUGCUCCAUACUCAUGGGAGGUGGAGGACAUGGGCUCCUAUGGGCCUGGCUGGAACCGCUCUGUGAGUGUAAACACCUCAAAGACACUCCGUAGCCCCUGGCAGUACCAAACCCAGGCCAGCCUCAGAGCCCUGCCCAUCUGGGGCAGCGUGGUUCUUUACAGAGGAGGGGGUUUUGUGGUGGAAUUGGGCCCUGACUCACAGAACGCUAGCAGUACCCUUCAGUACCUGUUUGACAGCACCUGGCUUGACAUGUUCACCCGAGCAGUCUUUGUUGAGUUCACUGUGUACAAUGCCAAUGUCAACCUCUUCUGCAUUGUCACACUAAUGCUGGAGACCGCAGCUGUAGGAGCAUUCCAGUUUCGCAGUGAUUUGCAGAGUGUUCAAUUGUAUCAGUCUACUGGUGGCCUCUCCUUUUGUUUAAUGGCCUCUGGGGUCAUAUAUUUUCUCUACAUCCUUUACUACAUGUAUGUUCAGGGCAAGUUAAUGAAACGACAAAGGUGGGCUUACUUCAAGACCAAGCAGAACAUGCUCGAGUUGGCCAUCAUCCUCCUGAGCUGGAGCGCACUGUCUGUCUUCAUCAAGAGGGCCCUGUUAGGGAACCGGGAUAUGGAAUAUUAUCAGAACCAUAAAGACCAGUUUGCCAGUUUCCAAGACACAGCAAAUGCAGAUGCCACAUUGGGGUAUCUGAUUGCAUUCCUGGUGCUAUUGGCUACAAUCAAGCUGUGGAACCUGCUGAGACUCAACCCAAAGCUACAUAUGAUGACAGCUGUAAUACAACGGGCCUGGACAGACUUAUCUGGCCUCAUCUUGAUUAUGAUUAUUAUGCUCCUGGCCUAUUCUAUUGCUUGUAAUCUGAUGUAUGGCUGGAAGCUGUACUCAUAUAGGACACUCCUAGAUGCUACAAUGACCAUGGUCAGUUUGCAAGUGGGCAUCUUUAACUUUGAUGAGGUUCUUGAUUACAACCCGGUGCUUGCUGCCUUUCUCAUUGGCUCCUGCAUUAUAUUCAUGACCUUUGUGGUGCUGACCCUGUUCGUUGCUGUCGUCAUGGGGGCAUUUGGUGAGGAGCGAAAGCAUCACAAGCCCUCAGAUGAGGAGGAGAUAGUGGAUCUGAUGCUGAUGAAGCUCUACAGCCUGUUCGGGAUGAAAAUUAAGAAAGAGGAGAAAAUACAUUAA
Messenger RNA from Esox lucius (northern pike), 6456 nucleotides. RefSeq names its product polycystic kidney disease protein 1-like 2. The record is from RefSeq and is a predicted model, not a curated record. Lineage: Eukaryota; Metazoa; Chordata; Actinopteri; Esociformes; Esocidae. Gene Ontology annotation, biological process: detection of mechanical stimulus. Gene Ontology annotation, cellular component: membrane. The coding region runs from base 1 to 6456 and encodes 2151 amino acids. Gene Ontology annotation, molecular function: calcium ion binding; protein binding; calcium channel activity. The transcript is spliced from 36 exons.